Molecule: messenger RNA, 2359 nt
Organism: Amborella trichopoda
Lineage: Eukaryota; Viridiplantae; Streptophyta; Magnoliopsida; Amborellales; Amborellaceae
Molecular function (GO): zinc ion binding
Source: RefSeq, a predicted model, not a curated record
GGAUUCCAAGGGCCAGGCCUUUGUGCACUUGACGUGCACAAAUGGCGAUGCUUUAAUAAAUAUUGUGCAUCAUCUGCUUAAAACGAUGGGAACAGGGUCAGGGUUUUAUUGUGCUUUUUCAUGGUUGCAGCUCUCAUAUCCUUGGACUAGUGAGACGCUUGAUUUGGUUUUGAGUUAAUCCUGUCAUUAAUAUGGUGAUCAAAACCUAAAUUGGUUAUCAAUUUGAUGAUCAUCAUGAUCAAAUGCUUCAAUCUGUCUCUCUCUCUCUCUCACUUGUUAUCUGCUUUGAUUGAAACUUAAGAGAUCUCACAACUAGCGUGAAAAGAUGGGGGUCUGCUGAAUUGCAAAGUGAUUUGUGAGAUUUGGGCUUGCUUGAGUAAGAUUGGGGAUUGAGAGGUACCAGUCCAAGAUUUGGCCUCUAAUAUUCUGACGUCUACUAUGUAAAAUAUUUGAGAUUCUUGCUUUGGUUUUUUUGUUCUUUUUUAUUUUUCUCCAAACUUUUGAUUUUAUCUAGCUCUCCUGAGCAAGAUAUUUGUGGGAAUUUAUAGUUUUAGUUCAGUGAAGAAAGAUUUAAGGUUAUCACAAAAAGUCCUACAACAGUAGCUUUGUGGGUUGGGAAUUCUGGAAUUUUCUGUUAUUUAAAAAAAUUUCAGACAAUUUGGGUUGCUCUAAUCUUCGAAAGGCUGAGAGAGGAAAGCAUUUACAAAAUAAAAGGGUAACAAAGGGUAUUUAGAGAUCAUUCUUGAGUGCUGUGGGAGGAUUUCAGCUAGUACAAUAAAUAUAAAUAUAAAUAUGUGUAUAUAUUUUCACUGUCUAAGAAAGGGAUUUUGAAGAAAGAGCUCGGGCUAAGAUAUUUUGUAAGAAGACAAAAAGAAAGGAGAAAUGGGGAAUCUUAAGGACGUUGAUUAGAAUCAUUAUAAAAGUAUGAAGAAUGGGCCUGCUUUGACCUCUAAGUUUUAGAAGGAUAAAAAUAAAUUGUUGCCCUUGGCAGCAUUAGAGAAAAACACUGUUGAAUUUGGUAGCCUCAAUCCACAUUGAAACUCUCUGUUUUAGAGAAGGAAUAGAAGGAAAUUCGGGAAGCCCCAUUUAUUUAUUUUGCUCUGUGCUUCAAGGAAAGAAGGCACUCAUCAAUGGCAGAAGCAAAAGCCCAAAUAAAUAGAGAAAUGGAUGGUACCACUCAUGAUACAGGAGCAUCUAUGGAGAAUUCAUCAUACCAGGUGGAAUCAGAAACAGUUCAUAGAGAUGAGACCGUUGUUGAUGGUGAGGAAGAAGGGGACUUGAAGCAUAAUCUCGAUUCAUCGAAGGAAAUGAAGGAUCCUCUACAACAAGUAGAGGAGAAUUCAUCAAACCAGGUGGAAUCAGAAACAGUUCAUAGAGAUGAGACUGUUGUUGAUAGUGGGGAAGAAGGGGAGUUGAAGCCUAAUCUCGAUUCAUCGAAGGAAAUGAAGGAUCCUCUCCAACAAGUAGAGGAUGGUACCACUCAUGAUACAGGAGCAUCUAUGGAGAAUUCAUCAAACCAGGUGGAAUCAGAAACAGUCCAUAGAGAUGAGACUGUUGUUAAUAUUGGGGAAGAAUGGGACAUGAAGCGUAAUCUUGAUUCAUUGAAGGAAAGUAAGGAUACUUUACAGCAAGUGCCUGAAAAAAAUAUCUGUGUUAUUGAUAUCAAAGGCGAUGGAGAAGAGAAAGUUGAGUUUGAGAGCAGAGAAAAGGCGGGCGAACCUGUUUGUCGAGUAUGUCAUUUUUGUUCUGUUAACCACUCUGGUCCUUCAGACCUCAUGAAUCUUGGGUGUGGCUGUAAAGGUGACCUCGCCAUGGCUCAUAAGCAAUGUGCAGAGGCCUGGUUCAAAGUCAAAGGUGACAGAUAUUGCGAAAUUUGUGGUGAAACUGCAAAAAACAUCAUCGGCGUUGGAGACAAUAACUUUAUUGAGCAGUGGAAUGAGGGUGAGGUCAUCCACACCAUCCCCACUGAAAGGACGAAGUGCUGGCGUGGUCAGCCACUCUGCAACGUGUUGAUGAUUUGCAUGAUUUUGGCAUUUGUGCUUCCAUGGUUUUUUCGUGUAAAUAUGUUUUGAAAGCAGGAUAUUGUGGCCAUCUUCACCAGUGUAUCCCAUUUUCUAUCAUAUUACUGUUUCAUUUGUUUGUGGUAUUGCUUGCUUCAAAAUUUUGGUCUCAUGUAAAAGGUGAAUAUCGAUAUUUACAGUCCAAAGUAUAUUGCCCACUCAAUAGUGUCACACUCAUUGAGUUAUUGUAUACUUGGAGUUGUCAGUGAGAAUGAUACUCAUUUGUAAAUUUUAUACUCACAGUCCUCGUGUGUUUCUUUUUUAUCACUAUAAAGAUGUGGCUUGGAUUAUGGUUCAAA